Molecule: messenger RNA, 3168 nt
Organism: Siniperca chuatsi (mandarin fish)
Lineage: Eukaryota; Metazoa; Chordata; Actinopteri; Centrarchiformes; Sinipercidae
Product: E3 ubiquitin-protein ligase TRIM21-like
Exons: 2
Coding region: 138-1778 (546 amino acids)
Molecular function (GO): protein binding; zinc ion binding
Source: RefSeq, a predicted model, not a curated record
GUGAAAGUAGGUCUGAGUGACAGCACAGCUGCAGUCGGGACAAGUCUCUCUGUUUCUCUCUACAGAAACAUUCAGCUGAAUCCAUCAGGUUUUUCUCAACAAAACAGCAGAAGCUCUGCCAAACACUGAGUGUAGAUAUGUCUGCUGCCAGCUGUCUGCUGACUGAAGAUCAGUUUCUGUGCUCCAUCUGUCUGGAUGUGUACACUGAUCCAGUCAGCACACCAUGUGGACACAACUUCUGUAAAACCUGCAUCACUGAACACUGGAAUAUUAAUGUCCCGUGUCAGUGUCCCAACUGUAAAGAGGUUUUCUCUACACGACCUGAGCUGCGGGUCAAUAUCUUCAUCUCUGCGAUGGCUGCUCAGUUCAGACAGUCAGCUCAACAGAAAGCCAGCAGCAGCUCAGAGCAACACGUUGCCAAACCAGGAGAAGUUCCCUGUGACGUCUGCACUGGAACCAAACUGAAGGCCCUGAAGUCCUGCCUGGUGUGUCUGGCCUCCUACUGUGAGACUCACCUGGAGCCUCAUCUGACAAUGUCAGGCCUGAAAAGACAUCAGCUGAUCGACGCCGUGGAGAACCUGGAAGGCAGGAUGUGUACGAAGCACGAUAAACUGCUGGAGCUGUUCUGUAAGACCGACCAGACGUGUGUCUGCAUGCUCUGCACUGUUUUAGACCACAAGACACACGAGUUUGUUCCUCUGAAAGAAGAAUAUGAAGAUAAGAAGGCCGAGCUGGAGAAGACAGAGGCUGAAACUCAGCAGUUGAUCCAGGAGAGACGACUGAAGAUUCAGGAGAUCAAACGCUCAGUGGAGCUCAGUAAGGAAGAUGCAGACAGAGAGAUAGCAGGUGGUGUUCAGGUCUUCACCGCUCUGAAGGAGUCUGUUGAGAGAAGCCAGGCCGAGCUCAUCGACACGAUCAGAGAGAAGCAGAGAAAGACAGAGAAACAGGCUGAAAGCUUCAUCCAAGAGCUGGAACAGGAAAUCUCUGAGCUGAAGAAGAGAAGCUCUGAGCUGGAGCAGCUCUCACGCUCUGAAGACCACCUCCACCUCCUCCAAAGCCUCCCGUCCCUGAACGCUGCUCCAGCCACCAAGGACUGGACAGAAGUCAGCGUCCGUCCACCUUCAUAUGAGGGGACUGUGGUGAGAGCUGUGAAUCAGCUGGAGGUGACGCUCAGUAAACAGAUGAAGAAGCUGUUUGAGGCCGAGCUGAAGAGGGUCCAGCAGUACGCAGUGGCUGUGACACUCGAUCCUGAUACAGCACAUCGUAAACUCAUCCUGUCUGAUGAUGAAAAACAAGUUAAACACGGUGAUGUAAAGAAGAAUCUCCCAGAUAAUCCAGAGAGAUUUGAUACUUGUGUUAAUGUCUUAGCAAAGCAGAGUUUCUCUUCAGGAAGAUUUUAUUACGAGGUUCAGGUUAAAGGGAAGACUGACUGGGAUUUAGGAGUGGUCAGAGAGUCCGUCAACAGGAAGGGACAAAUCGCAAUGAGUCCUCAGAAUGGUUACUGGAUGAUAUGUUUGAGGAAUGAAAAUAAGUACAAAGCUGCUGCUGGCCCUGCAGUCCGUCUCUCUCUGAAGUCUCAGCCUGAGACGGUGGGGGUGUUUGUGGAUUAUGAGGAGGGUCUGGUCUCCUUUCAUGACGCUGAUGCUGCAGCUCUGAUCUACUCCUUUACUGGCUGCUGCUUCACUGAGAAACUCUACCCAUUCUUCUGUCCUUGUCUUAAUGAUGGUGGUAAAAACUCUGCCCCUCUGAUCAUCUCUCCUGUCAGUCACUCUGAGUAGAACAACCAUUUAAUCUACAGAAAGAUUCACUAUCAUUUAAUAUAAUAAAUGUAUUUAUUGCUGAUGUACGCUGUAUACAUUGUUGUUUUUUCAUUCUUAGAUACAUUUGUUUCUUUUUUUUGUAAAUGUUUUUCUUUGAUGUGCCACAUUGCUACUUAUUACUACAACACACCAAUUUUACCUGAUUUAUUUCAUUUAAUGUCGUCUAAUUUAUAAAAAAUAAAUUUAAAAAAUAAACAAAAGCAAAAUCAAGUUUUUAUUGUGUCUGAUUAAGUUAUUGUUUUGGAUUGAUGUCAAAGCUGAAAAACAGCUGAUGGAGUUUCUAAUGGCCACCAAAUCACGUGAUUAAAAACACCAUCAGCUGUUCUCAGACUGACUUGAGCUGACGAGCUCCGACACCCCAUCACAUCUGAGGCAGUUGGUAGUGUGAGAUAAUGUAGUGUUGUUUAAGGUCUGAGGUGUGUUUGAGCAGCUGAUAUGAACACUAAACCAGUGCUGCUAGUUUGGAGAGAACAAGUGACAUCUGAGGACGCCCUCCAGUGGAGUUCAUAACAAACUGCAGCCUGUGGCCACAUGAGGACAUGCUCUUCAUAAAUAACUACACAGUCUGAUGCUGAAGCAGAUCACAUGAAUGCAGGAGCACAAUGAAAUCUGGGUCUAAUUGGUACAAGUACUCUGUCGAAUGUCUUUUUUUGUGUGUUUUGUAGUUUUUUGAGCUCAUUCUAAAAUCAGAAACUUUACUUUCACUUAAGAAGACUUUAAGUUAAAAGGUAUUGUACUUCAACUACUUAUAAUGAGAGAGACUCACAGAGAAGCCCAUUAAUCUACUGCCGUGGCCCAAUCAGAAGGAUUCUCCAUCUCAGUUCAAAACUCUGAUUUCCCUCCUUCUAAUGUAAUGUGAGAGAAAUCUUUCAGACAGAGAAAAGCUGCUCAGCACUUUGGAGAACAGCAGUGAAGUGCAGAGGGAUUAGUUGCUGUGAUGGAUCACAGACUGUUUGGAACAGAUACAUACUGACAUGGUUACAGUCACAAUGGCACAUUGGCAGAGGCAGGAAGUAACAAAGUGCAUUUACUUUGUAAACUUGGAAAGACUGCUUUUAAAUUGAAUGCACCUGACUCCUGGAACUAAAUGCAGCACCUCCUUAAAAUCAGUACACUUGUACCUCGCGGCCAGUUUAGAAACUUGAUCUUAAACCUCCAAACCUCUACUUGUAACUGGAUUUUAUUUUACAUUUUAAGUGAUCUAUCUCAACUGCAAACGGUAUUCAAUUUAUCUAUCAAAUUUAUCUUCCCUUAUCAGAAAGUUCCUAUUAGCUCAUUGUGGUAUUGCCUUUCUCUGUUAUUAUAUUUCUUUGUUGUUGUUUUCUUCUUUUCUUUGUUGUUGUAAUUG